Molecule: messenger RNA, 1155 nt
Organism: Malus domestica (apple)
Lineage: Eukaryota; Viridiplantae; Streptophyta; Magnoliopsida; Rosales; Rosaceae
Product: vacuolar protein sorting-associated protein 60.1-like
Biological process (GO): late endosome to vacuole transport via multivesicular body sorting pathway; vesicle budding from membrane
Cellular component (GO): multivesicular body
Source: RefSeq, a predicted model, not a curated record
CUAGCAUGCUACCGCGAAAGAUCCUCACUUUUCCAGCAUCGAGAGAGAUGAAAUCCCAAAAUUAAUUAGUUUUUUAGGGCGGAGAUUGCAGCAAUUCAACUCUAAGUCUCUUCUCCCUUCGUCUUCCUCUGUUUUCCCAGAAGGUUGCCAUUUUCUUGUUGAAGUGCUUUUGGUGGAAUCCGUCGUCGUCGGUUCAGAGGCGGGCAACAAGUAAAGUAAGGGAAGGGAGAGAUGAAGAGGGUCUUUGGUGUCAAGAAAGACAAAGAGCCCCCUCCUUCUGUUGGCGAUGCCUCCGAUAGGAUCAAUAAAAGAGGCGAAACAGUCGAUGAAAAGAUCAAAAAGCUUGAUAUUGAACUGAAUAGAUACAAAGAGCAAAUCAAGAAGACAAGGCCCGGUCCUGCACAAGAAGCUGUUAAGUCUCGAGCCAUGAGGGUUCUCAAGCAGAAAAGAAUGUAUGAAGGACAACGGGACAUGCUGUAUAAUCAGACAUUUAACCUUGAUCAAGUUUCCUUUGCUUCAGAGGGUAUAAAAGAUGCUCAGCAAACGAUGACAGCUCUGAAGUCUGCAAACAAGGAGCUCAAGGGAAUGAUGAAAACCGUGAAGAUUCAAGAUAUUGAUAAUUUGCAAGAUGAAAUGAUGGACCUGAUGGAUGUGAGCAAUGAAAUUCAAGAGACCCUUGGCAGAAGCUAUAGUGUUCCUGAUGACAUUGAUGAGGAAGAUCUUAUGGGUGAGCUGGAUGCUCUAGAAGCAGACAUGGGUACGGAAACUGAAGCUGAUGGGAUUCCCUCCUAUCUCCAACCUGAUGCUGAACCGGACUUGGAUGCGGAGCUCCGCUUGCCUUCAGCACCCACAGGACAGGCAACAGCUCCGGCUGGGAGAUCCAAUGCCCAGGCUGAGGACGAAUUGGGCUUACCAGCUGUCCCUCGGGCAACACUUCGCGGUUAGGGUUUCGUUGGCUCUAUCAUUUGCGCAUGCGGGACGGGAGCUGGAUGAAGAAGUAACAACGCUGUUAUCAACAUAUUGUGCAGAAGUGAAUAUUCAUUCAUCUAGUGUUCAAAUUCACGUAUAUUGUGGUUGGCUAUUAUACAUGAACAGUUUGGAUUUCAACUUUUCAUAAUAAAUACGAUUGAGAUUUAUGACGAUUAACGAAGAUAA